GAUUAUUCAAUCUAAAAGACACAUACACAGAUUAUUUUCUAAUUCCUUGAUUGCUUCAUUAAUUCCACCAUCUAAGAUUCAUGCUGAAUUGUAUUUUUUUUCCUGAAAAUUUAGCUCAGUCCUUUCUUAGUUCGCUCAAGAAACUCAACAGUGUCGAAAAUCCUCUUUUUUAUUCCUCAAGUUGACCGCCUCACCCAUUACUCGCCAAUAUUUUGCCAUUGGAACACCUCCAUAGUCUUCCAAAUUUGUCGGGAAAUUAUUGCCUUGGAAAAGACCAUGCAUUGCACCCAAAGAACACGCCUCCCCCUCGAAAAUGCAGGGAUGGUCAAAAUGUGCUACCGAUUUAACUAUGCGGGGGAAAGUUUGAUCGGCUUCAUCAUCGAGAAAAAGGGCAAUGGAAUAAAACGUCUGCUGGAAAUAGAUGGUGUGCGGAAGGUUCGUGUUGAUACUUCAGCGGUCCCCAACUAUUUUGAGAUUCACGUGAUAGGAGUUAACAAAUCUGCUUGCGAUCAAGUUUGCACAGAAGUGGAGAAGAAAUUAGCAGACUUCAGGGCACAAGACAGUCUAACUGCGUUCGAUUGUGCCACUCCAACGUUCGAUGCUAUUAAGCUAAGGAAGUUCCAACGAGAAUCAACGGAACCCGUAGUGAUUGGAAAGCAACAAAACGAAAGCGAAGAGGAGCGAGACAUCUUUACUGUUUCUAAGUUUGUUCGAAGGGAUCACAAUUCUCAAGAGCCUCAGCAAACCACAUUUAAUGAUAUCAGGGUGCAAGAUAACUAUUUUGAUUUCUCAGAGGAAAAACUUGAAUCGUUUUUUAACAACGCGUUGAGUAACUUAAAUCAAUCUGCAAAUCCUAAACUGAGUUUCCGAAUCAGGCUAGGAAAAUCAGUUUUCUGGAGGAUCAACAAAAAUCAAACAGAUGAAAACCUUGUGAAAAAAAAGCUGGUUGCAAACAAAUUUUACCUCGAAAAAGAACAUGGCUUGAGUCAGGGUUUCGUUCCUAGUUUGAAUCCUGAGUAUUUCCAACAGGAGUAUAUAAUAAAGCAAUUUGAGAAGUUGGGGUUCGAAGACGUUUCAGAGUUGUAUGCCAAGCAAGACAUGUUUGUAAGCUUCUCACGUACAGGCGAUACUUGGUCGAGUAUGCGUGUCGUAUUAGCCAAAGAUCCACAACCAGACAGUGCAAAAAAAGAGGAGCUUAUUUCGGCUAUCCUCAGUGCUGAAGCAAUUGGACAAAGUGUUCUGGACAAAGUUGACAAAAAAGAUUUGAAAAUGACGUAUUUUAAGACGAAGAAAUUGCUGAAAUUGGGUGACAAAACAAGCAAGCAAACAAGCGAUGCUCUGCGAAUAUUGUAUGAUGCUUAUUGUAGGCUGGCAAGUCUCAAAACCGAAAACUCCGCUCAUGAUUCGCCGCACAAUUCAGGCCAAAAUUUGAUCGAAGCGUUCGAACAAAUCGGUUUUUGUAAAAUCACUGCACUGCGCGAGGCUCCUCUUGAUUGGCGGGCAAGUUUACUUCUCGAAGCCAAGCAUUAUCUACCGGAGGGCCUCCAGGUUCUGAGCGAAUGCUGGGAUCAAUGCAGCUCCACCGAGGACUCGUACUAUGACUUCUCUAAGGAGUUUUCGGUAGGAGAGCUGGAAAGUGAAUUGGAAGAGAGGUUGAAAGUGAAUUGUAUAAAACGGAUAUUGGAAACGAGCUAUUGGGUGAACGAGAUUAGAUCCGAUGACAAGGACGAAGACUGCCGCGAGUUAAUCCGUGUGAAGGUAAAAAAAGUGCAAACGAAGACCAAUAAAGCUAGCGAGUGGGAAGAAUCGAUAGCAGUUGAUAUGAAAAUAAUCCGGGCCGAACGAAACAAGGUUACCAAGAGGAGUGGACGGAGCUACGCCAGAGAAGUGAUGCUACUCCGCAAAUGGAUCCCGAAAUUGUUUCCCUAACAUGACGAUCAGACGACCAGUGUACUGCAAGGAAGCUUGGAACCCAUACUGUUUCUAUAAUUUUUUAAAACUUCAGAUACAAAAUUAUGACGUAACUUAACAGAUCGAUCGCAACUUCAUGUCAGCAUAUUUGGAUCAUAUCUAACUUUGCACUUAUUUAAUUCAAUUGAAACAUUUGAGGUUGGGGCAUACAAAGCAUGUUUUUAUUGGUCAGAUAAAUUGUUCAUAUGUGAACUCAAAUUUGAACGCAUGUAAAAUUUACCGUAUUUAUUCACUUCAUUAACCUGCAAAUUGUACUAAACAAAAUGCGUUUAAUUCAAUUAUGGUUUGAUACAGUCGCUUUACAGCUAUCCGAUUCAUAACCCAAGGAAACUAAACAAACUGGCUGAGCCGUAAAAAACGGUAAACUCCAUCAACUAUGGAAAAGCUUCAACGAGUUUCAAAAAUUUGCCUGCGAGUUCUGAAAGGGCAAGUUGAUCAAGUCAAUGACCUUUGUGCUAGCCUCAAUUAUAAUCAAGACGAGUUGAUCAAUGAAGCAAAACAUCUGGAUCAUUGCUUGGCUCAAUCCUUAUUGCUGGUCACGAGAUGUUGGACGAUAUCACUAAUGAUGCAGAAAAUACACAAAUGUUUGAUCAACGCCAGGAGUCACAGAAGAUCACUGGCCAAGUCGAAAAAAGAAAGAUAGCCGCAUAGAGACAUUGUAUAAAUAGAACUUUUUGCAACUACGCGGAUCAAACCUACAGCGAUUACACCAAGGUUGUCCUUAGAUCAAAAUGAUUGGUGGUAUUCUGUUCUCUUCGAGACUAAUCUUCAAUCCCAGAAGGCAUGGGAAGCAGCUAACAUUGGGACUUGACUUUGAUCAACUCAUGGCAUUCUAUACAACAGGAGCAGGUCUUUGGAAUUGGUUUACAGAUCUCA
Messenger RNA from Symsagittifera roscoffensis, 2847 nucleotides. RefSeq lists its product as uncharacterized. NCBI's taxonomy places the organism in Eukaryota, Metazoa, Xenacoelomorpha, Acoela, Convolutidae. The record is from RefSeq and is a predicted model, not a curated record. The transcript is spliced from 4 exons. Bases 277 to 1929 code for a protein of 550 amino acids.